This is a messenger RNA of Ctenocephalides felis (cat flea), 882 nucleotides long. RefSeq names its product alpha-tubulin N-acetyltransferase-like. Gene Ontology annotation, biological process: alpha-tubulin acetylation. The transcript has a single exon. The record is from RefSeq and is a predicted model, not a curated record. Bases 1 to 882 code for a protein of 293 amino acids. NCBI's taxonomy places the organism in Eukaryota, Metazoa, Arthropoda, Insecta, Siphonaptera, Pulicidae. Gene Ontology annotation, cellular component: microtubule. Gene Ontology annotation, molecular function: tubulin N-acetyltransferase activity.
AUGGAGUUUAAAUUUGAUAUAAAUAAAAUUUUAAAAUCGCCAAUCAUAAAAAUUUAUAACAACCUACUACCAGAAAAUUUUAAAGGUGACAAGAAAACAGCUGAUGACGUGGCGACCAAAAUCGAAGAAAUUAUCAACAAAUUGGGUCAAGCAUCUGCAAAUGCUCAAAACUUAUCUCAGCCAAUAACCACAGCGGAAAAAUUUAUAAAUAAAGAUCAGAAUAUAUAUUUGUUAAUUGACGAAAAAGGACAAAGUGGUCGUGGCAAUGUAACCGGAAUUUUAAAAACAGGCAGAAAAAAGCUCUACCUUUUUGAUGAUAAAGGUGAACAAAAACAGGUAUUUCCAAUAUGUUUGCUAGACUUUUAUAUCCAUGAAUCCCAACAAAGAUCUGGUAAAGGAAAAAUGCUUUUUGAGCAUAUGCUUAAAGUUGAACAUACACAACCAGCCCAUUUAGCAAUAGACAGGCCUUCAGCCAAACUGCUGAACUUCUUGGAAAAGCAUUAUGGAUUGUCAAGAAAGCUUCCCCAGUCUAACAACUUUGUCAUAUACGAUGGAUUUUUCAAUAACCCUAAAGAACUGCCACAUGUUCAAAAUGAUCGAAAGAAUUUUGGACAAGUUGACCAUAGUGACCAAUCACAAUUGCGCCAAGGAAGAUAUCCUAGACCUGCUUGUUCUAUGGGUCAGAUAAUGCAAACCGUUGCACCAGAAGGUGAUGUGCCACCCAACCAUAGUACCAGUACUAAGCCUAUUAUUUUGGGUAGUGAUAAUCAAGAUGCAAACUUUCCAACUUCUUCAACCAGACCGCGAUAUGUGAAUAACCAACAGCAGUCCACUGUAAAACAUCUAUUCAUCAAUCGUGCUCCGUUCCGGCAUGCGAUUUAG